Molecule: messenger RNA, 1592 nt
Organism: Vollenhovia emeryi
Lineage: Eukaryota; Metazoa; Arthropoda; Insecta; Hymenoptera; Formicidae
Gene: Pus1
Product: tRNA pseudouridine synthase A, mitochondrial-like
Exons: 6
Coding region: 150-1517 (455 amino acids)
Biological process (GO): mRNA pseudouridine synthesis; tRNA pseudouridine synthesis
Cellular component (GO): nucleus
Molecular function (GO): pseudouridine synthase activity; RNA binding
Source: RefSeq, a predicted model, not a curated record
UGCCGAAUCGGCUUGUGUAUAGAUAAACUUUGAGUUAAACAUCCACGUUUCCGCAGCGAUGCUGCGAACGGCAUGAUUUUUCAGCCGGACGAGAAGGAGACCCCCGAACAACGUAGGAAUUAUUUGCAAAGCAAGAACUGACGCCGCCAAUGUUGCAUAGAACAGGACACCGCUUCUGUAGCAAAUCCGCACUUUAUUGGGUAAAGAUUCAAUUAGGAAACAUUUGUCGCAGAACCGUGUCUGUCACGAUGCAUACCACAACCGACUCUAAGCUAAACGCUGACGUAAGUACCGUGCACGGAACUAAGAGGCCCAUGGACGACGGCGAGGAGAACGAAGCCAAGAUACAAAAGACGGAGGCAGAAGUGGUAGAAACGACAGAGACAGAAACGGCGCAAGCGACGGGGACGGAAGCGGUGCAAAGAGUCAAGAGGAGGAAUUGCGCCAUGCUGUUGGGCUACGUUGGUAAAGACUAUUACGGCAUGCAGAGAAAUCCUGGUAUGAAAACUAUCGAGGAAGACUUGGUCGCCGCCUUACUGAAGGCAAACUUGAUCACCGCACAACAGUUUGAGAAUGUACGUGCGAUUCAUUUCCAAAGAGCUGCACGCACGGACAAAGGAGUAUCUGCAAUUAGGCAGAUUGUCUCGCUGAAGCUGCCGGAUAAUACUGAUAAGACGGUGAUAAAUGAAUUCUUACCUGACGUAAUCCGAGUAUUCGGAAUAAAGCGAGUGACAAAGGGUUUCAACAGUAAAAAUCAGUGUGAUGCGCGUACUUACAGAUACAUCAUUCCUUCCUUUGCAUUUGCACCCGAAGAUCAGAGCUUGUUAAAACUUGGGGAGGAAGUCAACGAAGACGAGAGAAUGAAACAGUUGGCGAUUAUUGAUGAAAAACCAUACACCGAGUACAAAUUAUCUCCGGAAUGUUUAAAUAGAUUAAAUUCGAUUUUAAAGCUUAUGGAAGGUUCGCACAACUUUCAUAACUUCACGUCGAAAGUGAGACCAUUAGAUCCACGUGCGCAACGCUACAUAAUAAGUUUCUGCUGCCCAGAAACGUUCGUUGCGAACGGCAUAGAAUUCGCGGUGUUGGAAGUUAAAGGGCAAAGCUUUAUGUUGCAUCAAAUCAGAAAAAUGGUCGCAACUGUAGUCGCAAUUGCGAGAAACAUGGUGCCCGAGGAGACAAUCAAUGACGCGUUCAAGACAAUGGAUAAGAUGGACAUAGCGCUUGCACCCAGUUUAGGAUUGUGUCUGUGUCAUGUGCAUUACGAUAAUUAUGGUAAACGAUAUGGCACAGACGGUCUCCACGAAACGUUAGAUUGGAAAGAGUGCGAAGAGGAAGUAGAAAAGUUUCAGAAGGCAUACAUUUUGCAGCAUAUGGUGGACACCGAAAUUUCAGAACAAACGACGUUAAAAUGGCUGAUUGGUCUUCCUUUUUAUUCGUUUGCUAAUAGAGAUGUACUUGUGGAUGAUGAUGUACCUGCGGAGGAUAAAGAACAAGAGAUUGUAUCUCAUAAUGCCUAGAUAUAAAGUACACGGCUCCGUCUCUGUAUCAAAUAUGUACAUUAAGAAUUAAAGAGUUUUUAAAUUAUCGCGAAA